GCCGGUUUUGAAGCAACAGCUUCAUGGUGAUUAUUUUGUCUAUAUUUGUCGAGUGAUCAAAUUAUUUUGUUAAAAUUCAAUAUGAUUUAUGUUAAAACACUUUUUGCUUGUGCUUUGCUCAUUUCAAUUGUGACCGCUCAAAUUCCCAAUUUUGGACGAUGUCCUGAUUAUGAUGUUAUGAGAGAAUUCGAUCAUGAAAAUUUCUGGGGAAAAUGGUAUGAAAUUGAGCGUUACUUUGCCGUAUCAGAAUUGGCAUCCCGAUGUGUCUCGGUCACAUAUGAACGACGUGCUGAUGGAAAAAUCUACGUGAACAACGAAAUGACAAAUCGAUUCACAAAUGUUCAGCGAAUUGUCUCUGGUGUAUUGAAUCAAACGGCAAAAGAUGAUGAAGCAACAUUUACCGUAAGAUACACUGGCCUUCCGGUUAAUUAUGAUACCACGCUUCAUGUUUUAGACACUGAUUACGAUUCAUAUGCUGUAGUAUGGUCUUGUAACUCCUUGGCGGGUCCUGUUGGUCACACUGAAUCUGUGUGGAUUUUGGCUAGGGAGCGAAUCCCAGAUGGGCCUGUAAUUCAAACAGCAUACGGUGUAUUGGAUAAAUUCAAAAUAUCGAGAACAUUCUUCGUGAAAACCGAUCAAACCAAUUGCGAAGUCGAAGGCGAUCCGGAUGAAGCAGUCGAUGGGCCAGAUUCUGGAUAUGAUAUUGUUGUUGAUGAUGAUACAGUCGGUACGGAAUUGGUGAACAAUCAAUACGGUCACGACAAUCCCCAAAUCCAUCAAGUGCAACAUAUUGCACAUGUUCAGAAUUUACAGCAAUUCGCACCAGCAUUCCCCGUUCAACCUGUCUAUCAUCCAAAUGUUCAUAAUCACGGUCAACCUAUUUAUUUCAAACAAAAUGACCAACCAGCCGAAAAAGCAGCACUGAGUUCAACUGAAACGGCGGAUAAAGCAACACAAAAUAAAACAAGCGACAAUCAAAUUGAACAAGCGAAGGAAAUGCAGAAAAAUGAAAGCACCGAAAAAUCACAGAAAAUAGAAACAACGAAAUUACCAUCGCCCAUGAAUGAGGUUCUUGCUGUUAAUGCAACAGCGAAAAAAUUGAAAUAAACAAAGCAAAAUAAUAAAAUUAUUGAAAAAAAUACGUUAAUAAUCAUACAUUUAAUUUGAUUUGCCAAGUGUUACAAGCAUACACACAUUAUAUUUAUUUAUUUAUUUUCAAUACAUUUUGUAAACGUAAAAAAGCGACUAAUAAAUAACCAAUCAAGAAA
Messenger RNA from Contarinia nasturtii (swede midge), 1268 nucleotides. Its product is annotated as apolipoprotein D-like. Gene Ontology annotation, molecular function: pigment binding. Bases 82 to 1107 code for a protein of 341 amino acids. NCBI's taxonomy places the organism in Eukaryota, Metazoa, Arthropoda, Insecta, Diptera, Cecidomyiidae. The record is from RefSeq and is a predicted model, not a curated record. The transcript has 5 exons.